UCUCAGCAGCACCACCCUCCAUGGAAGCAAACGAAACCUACCCAGGCAUGAGAUGACAGGGUUAGCUUUGAGCUUACUGCAAGCUUCACGGCCAAAGCAAGCCAUGCUUUGGUCAGAUCACCACCGACGUUAACCCGAUGCGAUGUUAAGCUAGUAAUCCAAGUCAAAAUCAUACCUUGUCAUGCUCUCCAAGCUACUCCAUUUCUUCUACAAGUUGCGAGCUUUUUUGCGAUUGAUGCAGUGGUGGUGCUAUUACUGGUCGGAGUAGUACAAAGAUCCGGGCACGCACGCCAAGAAAAUGCGGCCGUGCGGCGGGAGGAGGAGGAUGGAGAAGAGGCGGCUGGUGAUCCCGCUGGCGGCGCUCUGCCUCGCCGCGGUGCUGUCCGGGGCGCUGCCGCCGCCGCCGCUGCGGGCGGCGGCGGCGGGAGGGGUCGGGAGGAAGCGGCGGUGGGCCGGGUUCGACUACUACGUGCUGGCGCUGCAGUGGCCGGGCACCGUGUGCCGCCAGACCAGCCAGUGCUGCAGCUCCAAUGGCUGCUGCCGCUCACAUCCGCUCAAGUUCUUCACGAUCCAUGGGCUCUGGCCGCAGUACAGCUAUGGGGGAUGGCCGUCCUGCUGCAGGCCAACCACAUUCGACGACAAUAAGAUCUCGAGGUUGAAGACGAUACUCGAGGAGUACUGGCCAUCCUUGUACUGCGGCUCUUUCUCGACCUGCUUUGGUGGGAAAAGGCCAUUUUGGGUGCAUGAGUGGGAAACUCAUGGAACAUGUGGUUACCCUGAAAUACAGGAUGAAUAUGACUACUUCUCUACAGCACUUUACCUGUACAGCAAAUAUAAUGUGACGAAAGCUCUGAGAAAAGCACACAUUUAUCCGAGAGGUGGCAGGAAAUACUUAGUCAGUCAUAUUGUCUCUGCAAUUGAGUUUUCUUUUGGGGCAAUGCCAUCCAUUGUGUGUAAAAACGGUUCAGUUCAAGAACUGAGACUCUGCUUCCACAAGGAUUAUCAGCUUCGGGAUUGCGUAGUCGAGGGUGAAAACUCGGUUAACAGAAGAAGUCAUUGCCCUCGCUACGUCACUUUACCAUCAUAUAAACCACACGCAAUUAGCGAUUCUACUGAAGGAAUCAGCAACCAAGUCAAUGUUGAGCACCAAUCAUUUGAGUAGAUCUCACAGAGAGCAUUAUUCUACACGGCUCUGAUGGCUAUACAGUAGCGUCUGCAUCUGCAAUUCUUUACGUCAUCGAGCACUCGAUAAGUCACUGAGCAGCGCCAUUAACUUGCUGCAUCUCAGUAUAUAAUAUCUGCAAAUCUGUAACUCUGAAUUGUCUGCAAAUUCACAGCACCUGAUUUCACUUCCUAAAUUCAAUCGCACUGUUUAUCAUUGCCAUUUCUCAUG
Oryza brachyantha (malo sina) is the source of this 1393-nucleotide messenger RNA. RefSeq names its product ribonuclease 2-like. The coding region runs from base 299 to 1162 and encodes 287 amino acids. Gene Ontology annotation, cellular component: extracellular region. Gene Ontology annotation, molecular function: ribonuclease T2 activity; RNA binding. Lineage: Eukaryota; Viridiplantae; Streptophyta; Magnoliopsida; Poales; Poaceae. The record is from RefSeq and is a predicted model, not a curated record. The transcript has 9 exons. Gene Ontology annotation, biological process: RNA catabolic process.